Pseudophryne corroboree (corroboree frog) is the source of this 536-nucleotide messenger RNA. RefSeq names its product resistin-like. The transcript has 4 exons. The record is from RefSeq and is a predicted model, not a curated record. Gene Ontology annotation, cellular component: extracellular region. The coding region runs from base 97 to 405 and encodes 102 amino acids. NCBI's taxonomy places the organism in Eukaryota, Metazoa, Chordata, Amphibia, Anura, Myobatrachidae. Gene Ontology annotation, molecular function: hormone activity.
GUGGAGAAGCCUCAGAAGCUGUAUAUAAAGGUUUCCUGGAGGAUGGAUCAGCCUGUUUCUGGAUAAGAGAGCAGGUCUGAUAUCUGUGGUUGGAGGAUGAAGCUCUAUGUGUCCAUCAUCUUGCUGCUGGUACCGGUACUGGUCAGUGGAAACGAUAGGCACUGCAGCCUCGAUGAUAGCAUAAAAUCAUUAGUGUCUGAUUACUGCAAAGCUCCCAAUCUCCAGUGUAAAUAUAUUACUGAAAGGUCAGCAGACGCCAGCUGUCCACCAGGUCACAUUGUUACAGGUUGUUCCUGUGGACAAUCAUGCGGAUCAUGGAACGUUGUAGAUAGCACCAAAUGUCACUGUCAGUGCGCUAACAUGGACUGGACCACGGCCGUCUGCUGCAAGACUUCAUCCCCGUAACAGCAGAAGGUAGCGGGUGGCGUGUACCAGCUGACAUCACAUCACUGCCGGCCCCGUCCUUACUGUACAUCAUAUAAUGCUGUAUUUCCAAACAUGGAACUUUGCCAUAAAGCGUAAGAAAUAAACAUGAA